AUGUCGAGCAGACAAUUACGCAAGAUCCGCCAGCAGCAGGAGCUCCUCAAGGCGACGACCCCUUCAGAGGAGGAAGCCAAGGGCGAGUCUGAGGAGGAAGAGCUGGCGCCGCGUGUGAAGCCCAGAGUCAGCAUGUUUGCGGCGCUCGGCGGCGACGACGAAGACGAAGAUAAAGACGAAAGCGACGACGAAACGAAAGAAGCCGAAGAGAAGCACGACGAGGAGCAAGAACCAGAGACAGCCCAGCCCGCCGCGACUUCGAAGAGGAGCAAGAAAAAGAAAAAGAAGGGAAAGAAGAAGCAAGGCGGCGGCAAAGAGAAGGUGGCUUCCGCACCUCAGGGUAUCGAGGAGGAUGAGAUAGAUAAAGCGUUGAGGGAGCUCAAUAUCCGGCCUCAAACUUCGACGACAGGCGAGACUAGGGUGGCUGGCGAGGGUGCUCCCGCGCAAGACCAGCAACGAGCCAAGGUUCUCGCGAUCGAUCCUUACCAUCUGAAGGCUAUCCACGAGAUGCAGAACCUCUUCGGUAGAGAGGUCAUUGAGGCGGCGAGGAUCGAAGAGGAGGCAGAAGCUGUCGCGGCGAGACGCCGGCUGCUACAGGGAGGGCCGCAAACCCAGGUGGAUCUGGAGACGUUCCUGAGGGAAGAUCCGGGGAAGAAACUCCCCGAGAUUACCUUGCGGCGGAACAUGUUCAUCCAGGGCAAGGACUUUUGGCCUCGUGCCACGGCGGGGGGAUUGUCCAUGAAGGAAAUCCGAGCUGAUCCUUCAGGGGCAUGGACCGAAUACGCCUUUGUGCACAGCAAGCAGUACAAUACAGUCCAAGUCAUUUUCUUUCAUUGCGCCAAUAUCGGCGACCCUAUGCGACUGGUACACCUUCUCAAACAAUUCCCCUACCACAUAUCCACACUGCUCCAAGUAAGCAGCUUUGCAAAGAACCAAGAUCAGAACCAAGCUCUUGCUGCCGAUCUCUGCGAACGGGCUCUCUUUACCUUUGGCAGAGCCACGCUUUCGAGCUUCAGACAGAAUCUAGAGAGGGGUAGAGCGAGACUUGACUUUAGGAGGCCGGAAAAUCGACAAUUCUGGCUGGCUGGAUACCACUACCUCAAGAGUCUCAUGCGCAAAGGCACAUACCGGACUGCCUUGGAGUGGGCCAAGCUUCUUUUUAGCCUGGACCCCGCUGAUCCCUAUGGCAUGAAUCACUUGAUCCACAUUCUAGCCAUUAAAUGCCACGAGUCGGAAUGGCUCCGGUCCUUUUUGGACACAUUUGAGCCGAGUAAUCUCCAUGGAGAGAUGCGGUAUUACCGAAACACACUGGUACUUGGGUUGCAGCAGCGGCAAGAGGAUGCUGAGGCGAAGAGGAGACUAAUCGAGGGAAUGGAGGACGUGCCCUGGCUGUUCUGUGCGCUAUUCCAAGCACUGAAUAUCGACGCGCCGCCACAGAUCUGGGGAGUCCAGCCUCCUAGCGAGGUCAACGUAUUCUACACGAAGCUAUACAUCCAAAUGGCCAAGGACCUUUGGAACCAUCCCCGGGCGACGAGUCUGCUCAAAGACGCCGCUAACUCGGCGAAGAAGCAAGAAUCUCUCAAGGCAACAGAUGCACUUCUCGAGCUCAGGACGGUACGGUUCGUAUACCUAGAAGGCAACACGGAAAUGUUGUCCCUCGUGCCCAGGCACUACCUCGAGCGACAGCCCAACUACGAUUUCGACCCCUUGCCCCCUGACGUGUCGGAGAACAUUUUCGCGAGCCCGACGAGCGGGGUGGCGCUGCCGUUCACAAGCCCAGCACUUAACCCGGCUGAGAGACAGGCGCGCCUCUUGAUGGAGCUUAUGCAGGGGCGAAACGGAGGAGCCGCGGGCGCGGGCGCGGGCGCGGGCGUAGGAGGCAUGCCGGGGGGCAUGGAUGAAAUGGGAGUCGAUGAGGUUAUGGCUCAGGCAUUGGGCCUCGAGAACCUUGAUGACCUUGACCUGGACGAGGAUGAUGAGCUGGAAGAUGAUGAUGCGACGAUUGGGGCGGAGGAUUUGAAUCAGCCCUCAGUGCAGGAGUCUAUUUACAACCGGUUGCUGCAGCUGUUUGGUGGGCGACGAGAUGUAGCGGAGAGGGCCGAAGAGAGAGAGGGAGAGGGAGAUGGGGACAGAAACGCGGGGGCCACGGCAACGACUUCGGCUUCGGGUGGGUUGCCUGGAGCUUGGCCCGUGGAUGAGGAUGAUGAAGUGGGCGGAGGCGAUCGACGCGCCGAUGGACAGGGUGGAUGA
Scedosporium apiospermum is the source of this 2250-nucleotide messenger RNA. RefSeq lists its product as uncharacterized. Gene Ontology annotation, biological process: ribosome-associated ubiquitin-dependent protein catabolic process; rescue of stalled cytosolic ribosome. Lineage: Eukaryota; Fungi; Ascomycota; Sordariomycetes; Microascales; Microascaceae. Bases 1 to 2250 code for a protein of 749 amino acids. The transcript is spliced from 2 exons. Gene Ontology annotation, cellular component: RQC complex. The record is from RefSeq and is a predicted model, not a curated record.